GCGCAUCUUCCCCCUUUUGGAAUCGCCCGGUCCCCAUCUCCACUUCGAACCAAACCCGGAGGCGCGCCGCGCGCCUCCCCGCCGCCGCCGUCGAGCGGGAGGGGAUCGGAGCGCGCGGCCGCCGCCGUCGCCGAGUCCGUCCGACCUCCGUCCCCCGCGCCAACGCAGCAGCAGAGCAGCAGUGUGGGAAGGAAGAAGGGAAGCCGCUGCCGCGAGCGGCGAGCGGGAGUGGGGGUUUCUCCAUUGUUACCAUUUCAGGCCAGCCGCCGUCGACGCCGAGGCGGGGUGGGCCCCACCUGUCACUGGCCAUGUUCGCCUCUAUAUAUAUACACCGCGCCGCCCCCCUUCCGCCGCCAACCUGAGCCGAGCGGGGAGACGCGUCUUCCUCCUCCUCCUCCUCCAUUGCUGCUCCCCCUCCCCCUUCCUCCUACAGGGGCAUGCGAUUUUGGAAGCGGAGUUGAUACUUGAUCGAGAUGGUUAAAGUAGAAGAUGAUGUGGAGGGCAGUGGCAUCAACGCUUCUGUUGGUGAUCUCAGGGAUGCUGCUGUCAAUCCACAGCCUGCCCUGCUGCGUGCUACUGUUAAGGAGGAGGAAGGACAGCCAAGCUCUUCCUCCAGUCAUGUAAGAUCACAAUUUAUUGGCAUGGGGUUUUCACCAAUGUUGGUUGACAGGGUGCUUCAGAAACACGGUGACAGAGAUUCAGAUACUAUACUGGAGGCUCUUUUGUCACAGUCUGCUCUUCAAAAAUCUGGGUCUGAAUCAGGUUCAUUGGGAGAUCUCUUUGAUUCUGAUAAUGAAGAAAAUAGUUCUCAUUUUGCGCCUAGGAAAGAAGUUAUCCAAGACAUUAAGGUUGAAGCUGAUUCAUCCUCAGAAAAGAGAUCAUAUCUACUGAGUACAAUGAACUUCUCGCAGCGAGAAGUUGAUUUGGCACUCAACCAGCUAGGUGAGGAAGCAUCAUUGGAACAGCUUGUAGAUUUCAUUGUUACUGGUCAAGUGUCAGGUUGCUCUGGAGGAAACGAAAAUGGAGAUGCUUCAAAUGAGGUAAAGGAUGAAUCACUGUUUGGAGUAAUGGAUAAAACACUACAUUUACUCCAGAUGGGUUUUACGGAGGAAGAAGUGUCAUCUGUCAUUGACAAAGCUGGUCCAGAAGCAACAGUUUUGGAGCUGGCUGACACCAUUUUUGCACGUAGAAUUGCCAGUAGCAUUGAGCAGAAAGAGGUGAAAGUUGAGCCUGACUUUCUAGAUGAGACAGAAACCAGCUAUUCAGCAUACCAUCCCUCAAAUUCUGGUCUAAGGUACUAUGAUGACGACCAUGACAACAUAAGGAUUAAAAGGGCUAAGCAUAUGUUUAUAGAUGACAGUGCGGGUUCCAGUAGUCGUGCUGGAAAUCAACCUAACUUAGAUCCAUGGCUUAAGGAUCACCGUGCCACAACUAGUGAUGGGUCUGUCAAGGAAGAAUUUGAUGCAAUGACACCAGGCAUCCGUAGAAAUGUUCGCAGUGAUGUCGCCAAUCCCCCAUAUUUCUUAUAUGGAAAUGUUGUAGAAAUUCCCAAAGCUACAUGGCGUCAGCUGUCAGAGUUCUUAUAUAAUGUGGAGCCAGAGUUUGUAAAUAGCCAGUUUUUCUCGGCUCUCUCACGAAAGGAGGGUUACAUUCAUAACCUUCCAACAGAGGGAAGGCGUAACCUGGUUCCUAGGUCACCAAUGACUAUCGAAGAAGCAUUCCCAUUCACAAGGCAGUGCUGGCCAUCGUGGGACACAAGAAAACAACUUAACAGUGUUGCUACAGAAGUUGCAGGAAUAGAGCAGCUGUGUGAGAGACUGGGAAAGAUGGUAAGAGACUCAGGAGGUUAUCUUUCACAAGAAAAGAAAACGCACAUCAUGCACCAGUGCAAGCUGGCUAACCUCAUCUGGGUUGGCCCAGAUAGGUUAAGUCCUUUGGAUCCACAACAAGUGGAACGGAUACUUGGCUACCCACGGAAACACACAAACCUGUUUGGCCUGAAUCCACAAGAUAGAAUAGAAGCCAUGAGGUACAGUUUCCAGACUGACACACUCGGCUAUCUUUUGUCAGUCCUGAAGGACCUGUAUCCAGAUGGGCUAAGGGUGCUAUCAAUCUACAGUGGAAUUGGAGGUGCAGCAAUUGCCCUCCAUCGCCUAGGGAUACCACUACAGUGUGUAGUAUCUGUUGACCAAUCUGAUACGAACAGGAAAAUUUUGAGAAGGUGGUGGAGUAAUACUGAACAAAAGGGGCAACUGAGGCAGAUAAAUACCAUUUGGAAGCUGAAGAUUAAUGUACUUGAGGACCUGGUGAAAGAAUUUGGUGGUUUUGACAUAAUUAUUGGUGGAAACUUCAGUUCCUGUAAAGGUGGUACAACAGUAAACUCAUCCAUGGGCAUGGAUUCCAACCAGUUUUUUGAGUAUGUUCGUGUUGUUCAAAGAGUGAAGCAUAUAAUGGGUCGGCUCCAGGUGAGGGCGCAUGAAUCUGCUCGACAUCGACAUCGCUCUCCAUCAAAUUGACUUGUCUGGCCUUGUAGGAUGGUGUAGCAUUAGCAUAGCAUCAUGUGGAUCUGUAGGUGAUGUGUCAUGGAGCAGUUGCUCUCAGACAACUUUAAAUGUUAUGUUGAUCUCCGCAGAAACAUUGCGAUGGCUGUUAGCAUUCGUUACAUUGCAUUAAUUACCCUUUCAUGUUCCUGGUAUUCGUAGCAUUAUGCUCCAUUCUUUGAUUAUAAUUGCUUUCUAUGCUGCUUCUAGAGUUGUUUUAUGUUUGCCUGGUUGUAAUCGCUCAGUAGAUUGGGACUAAGCGAUCAGUUUGCUGGGUAACCUUACAGCAAAAUUACAUUCGUUUUUCAGCUUCUAAAUGCUCAGUUACAAUUGAAA
Molecule: messenger RNA, 2876 nt
Organism: Oryza sativa Japonica Group (Japanese rice)
Lineage: Eukaryota; Viridiplantae; Streptophyta; Magnoliopsida; Poales; Poaceae
Source: RefSeq, a predicted model, not a curated record